Hippopotamus amphibius kiboko is the source of this 3151-nucleotide messenger RNA. It is a transcript of the gene IL33, whose product is annotated as interleukin 33. Gene Ontology annotation, molecular function: cytokine activity. The record is from RefSeq and is a predicted model, not a curated record. The coding region runs from base 344 to 1162 and encodes 272 amino acids. Lineage: Eukaryota; Metazoa; Chordata; Mammalia; Artiodactyla; Hippopotamidae. The transcript has 10 exons. Gene Ontology annotation, biological process: positive regulation of inflammatory response; positive regulation of cytokine production.
GGGGGACCGGUGGGAGCGUGGUGGGAGCGAGGGUUGCCCUCCAUCUGUUUUCCAAUCAGAUGAAAAUGCCUCUACAGAGGAGAAAAGAAAAUGAAAGAGUGCCCCAUAUGCAAUCCACAUACUACAGAACCGUCCGGAAGCCUAGAAACUGCUGGAACCAGAGGAUGGAGAUGAUCCAUAGGAGAGAACUGGCUAGAGCUGCUGGAAGAAACAGCUCUCCCUUCUACAGCAAUUUGGUUCCCUGCCAAACUUUCAGUAAUAAAUAGAGCCAGCAAGCUCUCCGAAGACAGAGCUGCAGCUUUUCAGGGGAGAAAUCAAAACAAGAUCACAAGAAGCCUGAAAAAUGAAGCCUAAAAUGAAGUAUUCAACCAUGAAAAUUCCCCCAGGAAAGAUGACUAGCUCAGCAGGCAAAGCCUUGGUAAAAUCUUCCAAGUUGAGAAAAUCCCAACAGAAGGCUGAAGGAGUUUGCCAGAUGUACUUUAUGCAGCUACGCUCUGGCCUUAAAAUAGAAAAGAAGGCCUGUUACUUUAGGAAAGAAACAACCAUAAGGUAUUCACCAAGAACAGCUGAAAAGUACAAAGAGCAACAUCUGGAAUCCACUGCUUAUCAGAAGCAGGAACACUGUGUGGAAGAUUUUGCCUUUGGUAAUACUGGGGUCCAGAAAUAUACUACAGCAACUGGUCUUCCAAGUAUCAAAGAACAUUCUGCUUCCCUGAGUACAUACAACGAUCAAUCCAUUACUUUUGUUUUUGAGGGUGGAAGUUAUGAGAUCUAUGUUGAUGAGUUGGGAAAAGAUCAAGAGAAAGACAAGGUGUUACUCCGUUACUAUGAUUCCCAAUUCCUCUCAAGUGAAACAGAUGGUGGUGGUGAUCAUCGGAAGUUAAUGGUAAACCUGAGCCCCACAAAAGACAAAGACUUCUUGCUGCAUGCCAAUAGUAAGGAGCAUUCUGUGGAGCUACAAAAAUUUGAAAACCAGUUGCCAGAACAGGCCUUCUUUGUCCUUCAUGAGCAGACCUCCCAAUGUGUUUCAUUUGAAUGUAAGAGCAAUCCUGGAGUGUUUCUAGGAGUAAAGGAUAAUCACCUAGCUCUAAUUAAACGAGGGGAACACCCUGAGGAUUCAAAUGAAGAGAAUACCAUAUUUAAGCUCUCAAACUUAAUAUGAUGGAAAGCUGUGGAUCCUGGGUUGAGUAGCCCAAACAGCUACCACUGGAGAAAGAAUGAGAGAUAAAGAGACAGAUAACAUGAAGGCAGAUGGAAUGUUUAGUAUGCUGUGGAAUGUUUUCCUUAUUAUGUAUAAAAAUAUUUUUUAUAAUCCUUCAGUUCUGUUUUUUACUUCCCUAUGUAUCACUUCAUAUUCAAUACAAGUAUUGGUGUAUUAAAUAGCAUAUUGGUAAAAAGACUUGCCAACAUUCUGAAGAGAUACAGCCUGGCCUUUACUUUUUUCUACUUUCAAUCCAGAAAGAACCUCAUAAUUCAAGCUGAGACCUCUGGGGAGAAGUAAAGGGCCUUAUCCCCAGCUUCGCUUUAGACAGGGGUCAAUUUUAAAGAGCUACAUAGGGACAUAAUUUUGGUUACAAAUAAUAGCCUCAAACAUUAGAGACACUAAUAAAAAGACACCUGGAAGCUACACAGAUUGACCAUUUCACAACUGGAAUAAAACACCAAGUUCGUUUGUAAAUACCUGAAACUUCAGAUGGCUAAGCUGCUAAUAUAAAUAUGUGAAAAGGCAAGGAUAUUUUAAAAAUUAAGGAAAAUAAAUCUAGUAUUUUAAAAGUGAGUAAUUUUACCUUUUAAAAUUCUGAUUUUUAUAGACUGAGUUAACUUUAAGUAAGGCAUUCUUACAUUAGAAAGUGAAAUAAAUUUCAGUUCAGACAUAAAAUUGAAAUUAUUAGGAAUAUCUAACAAACUAGAAUUUUUUUUAAAGCACUGAGCCACAAUGUAUGUUCAGGCAUCCAAGUACCAUGGGCUCCAAGUACCAUGGUGUGGCCAGAAGUCCUCUAACCUACUAGAGCUUAGACAGUACAUAAGAUUAACGUUACAAUUUCAAUAACUGGCUCUCCCUCAUAUGUUCUUCUGACCCUGGCUUCCAGGAAUCUCUGACUUUUGAUAUAUUCAUCACCUUGGACAAAAUUUCUUCUCAUCCUUUCUUCCCACGUGCACAAAUCCUUUUGUUGUACAGCUUCCCAAUAACCAUGCUUCCUACGGAAUAUUCAUUUGACUUCUGUUCUUUCUCCAUUUCUUUUGACCAACUAUGUCCUUUUGCAACCCCUGACCUCACUUUCACAUCACCUGACCUUUGGAUGCCAACAUCUUUAUUCUGCUUUGUCUACCCGAUGCUGUGGAAUUUUACAUAAACCUACUGAUAGCAAUAUUCUUCAUUAAACAUCUUUGUGUUUUAUUGUUACUAAGGUAGUGUAACAUUGAUAAUAAAUGAUAAACAUAAUGACAGAAUACUUAUAAAAUACAACUUUUUCUGAAAGUGUAGGCUUUUUAAUUUGUUGAGAUAUAUUGACUAUAACUGCUGGUGGAACAUAAAAUAAAAAAGGCUGAGAGUUACUGUAUGAGGGCAAACAAUUAUAGAACAAUAUAUCUUUGUUUCAUUACUUCAUCAAUAAUUUUACUAUAGAGAAAAAAAUAGAAGCAGAAUCUAUAUCAUUCCCUCUGAAAAACACUAAAUGGUGAUUGUGUAUCUGUACGAUAUACUUAAAAUGAUUAUUAUUAAGUAACCAAAUAUAUCCAUUACAUUGUUCAUGUUCUUGAAUAAACUGUAUUUUUUAAAAUAUGUGCGACCAUAAUGAUUUUAUCAUAAAAUGACUCAAUAUUGUGAAAUUCAUAAGUGAAAGUAAGCAUACCCCAAUCCAUCAAUGUUAGUAAAUGGAGUAGGUCAUUUGUCUAAUAUUUUUGAUGACUCAAAAUUAAGUAGGAUUUUUCAGAGAAGAGACUGUGUCUUUUUCAUCUUUGUACUCCCAGUGCCCAACAUGGUGGCCAGCACAAAGGAAGCAUUCAGUGACUUUUACCUAAGAUCAAAUAGCCAACACGUACUUGCAUUAGAACUUUAAUCUGGGACCUCCAACUCCUUAUUUAGAUAUUGUUUAACCUGGUUAUCUUAUUUUACAUGUUUGAUUUUGCCUUUAAAAAAAAAUACCUUCCA